Messenger RNA from Closterium sp. NIES-65, 4158 nucleotides. Lineage: Eukaryota; Viridiplantae; Streptophyta; Zygnematophyceae; Desmidiales; Closteriaceae. The record is from the annotation of a GenBank genome assembly.
AUGGAAUCUGGGAGAAGGGGAUGGAAUCUGGGAGAAGGGGAUGGAAUCAGGGAGAAGGGGAUGGAAUCUGGGAGAAGGGGAUGGAAUCAGGGAGAAGGGGAUGGAAUCUGGGAGAAGGGGGUGGAAUCUGGGAGAAGGGGGUGGAAUCUGGGAGAAGGGGAUGGAAUCUGGGAGAAGGGGAUGGAAUCUGGGAGAAGGGGAUGGAAUCUGGGAGAAGGGGAUAGAAUCAGGGAGAAGGGGAUGGAAUCUGGGAGAAGGGGGUGGAAUCUGGGAGAAGGGGGUGGAAUCUGGGAGAAGGGGAUGGAAUCUGGGAGAAGGGGAUGGAAUCUGGGAGAAGGGGAUGGAAUCUGGGAGAAGGGGAUGGAAUCUAGGAGAAGGGGAUACAAUCUGGGAGAAGGGGAUAAAAUCGGGGAGAAGGGGAUGGAAUCUGGGAGAAGGGGAUGGAAUCUGGGAGAAGGGGAUGGAAUAUGGGAGAAGGGGAUGGAAUCAGGGAGAAGGGGAUGGAAUCUGGGAGAAGGGGACGUAAUCAGGGAGAAGGGGAUGGAAUCUGGGAGAAGGGGGUGGAAUCUGGGAGAAGGGGGUGGAAUCUGGGAGAAGGGGAUGGAAUCUGGGAGAAGGGGAUGGAAUCUGGGAGAAGGGGAUGGAAUCUGGGAGAAGGGGAUGGAAUCUGGGAGAAGGGGAUGGAAUCUGGGAGAAGGGGAUACAAUCUGGGAGAAGGGGAUGGAAUCGGGGAGAAGGGGAUGGAAUCUGGGAGAAUGGGAUGGAAUCUGGGAGAAGGGGAUGGAAUCUGGGAGAAGGGGAUGGAAUCUGGGAGAAGGGGAUGGAAUCUGGGAGAAGGGGGAUGAAAUCUUGGAGAAUGGGAUGGAAUUUGGGAGAAGGGGAUGGAAUCUGGGAGAAGGGGAUGGAAUCUGGGAGAAGGGGAUGGAAUUUGGGAGAAGGGGAUGGAAUCUGGGAGAAGGGGAUGGAAUCUGGGAGAAGGGGAUGGAAUCUGGGAGAAGGGGAUGGAAUCUAGGAGAAGGGGAUGGAAUCAGGGAGAAGGGGAUGGAAUCUGGGAGAAGGGGAUGGAAUCUGGGAGAAGGGGGUGGAAUCUGGGAGAAGGGGAUGGAAUCUGGGAGAAGGGGAUGGAAUCUGGGAGAAGGGGAUGGAAUCUGGGAGAAGGGGAUGGAAUCAGGUAGAAGGGGAUGGAAUCUGGGAGAAGGGGAUGGAAUCUGGGAGAAGGGGAUGAAAUCUGGGAGAAGGGGAUGGAAUCUGGGAGAAGGGGAUGGAAUAUGGGAGAAGCGGAUGGAAUAUGGGAGAAGGGGGUGGAAUCUAGGAGAAGGGGGUGGAAUGUGGGAGAAGGGGAUGGAAUCUGGGAGAAGGGGAUGGAAUCUGGGAGAAGGGGAUGGAAUCUGGGAGAAGGGGAUGGAAUCUAGGAGAAGGGGAUGGAAUCUGGGAGAAGGGGAUAGAAUCUGGGAGAAGGGGAUGGAAUCGGGGAGAAAGGGAUGGAAUCUGGGAGAAAGGGAUGGAAUCUGGGAGAAGGGGGAGAAGGGGGUGGAAUGUGGGAGAAGGGGAUGGAAUCUGGGAGAAGGGGAUGGAAUCUGGGAGAAGGGGAUGGAAUCUGGGAGAAGGGGAUGGAAUCUAGGAGAAGGGGAUGGAAUCUGGGAGAAGGGGAUAGAAUCUGGGAGAAGGGGAUGGAAUCGGGGAGAAGGGGAUGGAAUCUGGGAGAAGGGGAUGGAAUCUGGGAGAAGGGGAUGGAAUCUGGGAGAAGGGGAUGGAAUCAGGGAGAAGGGGAUGGAAUCUGCGAGAAGGGGAUGGAAUCUGGGAGAAGGGGGUGGAAUCUGGGAGAAGGGGAUGGAAUCUGGGAGAAGGGGAUGGAAUCUGGGAGAAGGGGAUGGAAUCUGGGAGAAGGGGAUGGAAUCAGGUAGAAGGGGAUGGAAUCUGGGAGAAGGGGAUGGAAUCUGGGAGAAGGGGAUGGAAUCUGGGAGAAAGGGAUGGAAUUUGGGAGAAGGGGGUGGAAUCAGGGAGAAGGGGAUGAAAUCUGGGAGAAGGGGAUGGAAUCUGGGAGAAGGGGAUGGAAUAUGGGAGAAGCGGAUGGAAUAUGGGAGAAGGGGGUGGAAUCUAGGAGAAGGGGGUGGAAUAAUCUGGGAGAAGGGGAUGGAAUCGGGGAGAAGGGGAUGGAAUCUGGGAGAAGGGGAUGGAAUCUGGGAGAAGGGGAUGGAAUCAGGUAGAAGGGGAUGGAAUCUGGGAGAAGGGGAUGGAAUCUGGGAGAAGGGGAUGGAAUCUGGGAGAAGGGGAUGGAAUCUGGGAGAAGGGGGUGGAAUCAGAGAGAAGGGGAUGAAAUCUGGGAGAAGGGGAUGGAAUCUGGGAGAAGGGGAUGGAAUAUGGGAGAAGGGGAUGGAAUCUGGGAGAAGGGGAUGGAAUCUGGGAGAAGGGGAUGGAAUCUGGGAGAAGGGGAUGGAAUCUGGGAGAAGGGGGUGGAAUCUAGGAGAAGGGGGUGGAAUGUGGGAGAAGGGGAUGGAAUCUGGGAGAAGGGGAUGGAAUCUGGGAGAAGGGGAUGGAAUCUGGGAGAAGGGGAUGGAAUCUGGGAGAAGGGGAUGGAAUCUGGGAGAAGGGGAUAGAAUCUGGGAGAAGGGGAUGGAAUCAGGAAGAAGGGGAUGGAAUCUGGGAGAAUGGGAUGGAAUCUGGGAGAAGGGGAUGGAAUCUGGGAGAAGGGGAUGGAAUCUGGGAGAAGGGGAUGGAAUCUGCGAGAAGGGGAUGGAAUCUGGGAGAAGGGGAUGGAAUCUGGGAGAAGGGGAUGGAAUCUGGGAGAAGGGGAUGGAAUCUGGGAGAAGGGGAUGGAAUCUGGGAGAAGGGGGUGGAAUCUGGGAGAAGGGGGUGGAAUCUGGGAGAAGGGGGUGGAAUCUGGGAGAAGAGGAUGGAAUCUGGGAGAAGGGGAUGGAAUCUGGGAGAAGGGGAUGGAAUCUGGGAGAAGGGGAUGGAAUCUGGGAGAAGGGGGUGGAAUCUGGGAGAAGGGGAUGGAAUCUAGGAGAAGGGGAUGGAAUAUGGGAGAAGGGAAUGGAAUCUGGGAGAAGGGGAUGGAAUCUGCGAGAAGGGGAUGGAAUCUGGGAGAAGGGGAUGGAAUCUGGGAGAAGGGGAUGGAAUCUGGGAGAAGGGGAUGGAAUCAGGGAGAAGGGGAUGGAAUCUGGGAGAAGGGGGUGGAAUCUGGGAGAAGGGGGUGGAAUCUGGGAGAAGGGGGUGGAAUCUGGGAGAAGGGGAUGGAAUCUGGGAGAAGGGGAUGGAAUCUGGGAGAAGGGGAUGGAAUCUGGGAGAAGGGGAUGGAAUCUGGGAGAAGGGGAUGGAAUAUGGGAGAAGGGGAUAGAAUCUGGGAGAAGGGGAUGGAAUCUGGGAGAAGGGGAUGGAAUCUGGGAGAAUGGAAUUGAAUCUGGGAGAAGGGGAUGGAAUCUGGGAGAAGGGGAUGGAAUCUGGGAGAAGGGUAUAGAAUCUGGGAGAAGGGGAUGGAAUCUGGGAGAAGGGGAUGCAAUCAGGGAGAAGGGGAUAGAAUCUAGGAGAAGGGGAUGGAAUCAGGGAGAAGGGGAUGGAAUCUGGGAGAAGGGGAUGGAAUCUGGGAGAAGAGGGUGGAAUCUGGGAGAAGGGGAUGGAAUCUGGGAGAAGGGGAUGGAAUCUGGGAGAAGGGGAUGGAAUCUGGGAGAAGGGGAUGGAAUCAGGGAGAAGGGGAUGGAAUCUGGGAGAAGGGGAUGGAAUCUCGGAGAAGGGGAUGGAAUAUGGGAGAAGGGGAUGGAAUCUGGGAGAAGGGGAUGGAAUCUGGGAGAAGGGGAUGGAAUCAGGGAGAAGGGGAUAGAAUCUAAGAGAAGGGGAUGGAAUCUGGGAGAAGGGGGUGGAAUCUGGGAGAAGGGGGUGGAAUCUUGGAGAAGCGGAUGGAAUCUGGGAGAAGGGGAUGGAAUCUGGGAGAAGGGGAUGGAAUCUGGGAGAAGGGGAUGGAAUCUGGGAGGAGGGGAUGGAAUCUGGGAGAAGGGGAUGGAAUCGGGAAGAAGGGGAUGGAAUCUGGGAGAAUGGGAUGGAAUCAGGGAGAAGGGGAUGGAAUCUGGGAGAAGGGGAUGGAAUCUGGGAGAAGGGGGUGGAAUCUGGGAGAAGGGGAUGGAAUCUGGGAGAAGGGGAUGGAAUCUGGGAGAAGGGGAUUGA